AUGCGAAACACAACCUGUUUUCUCCCCAAUGGACUCACGUUCACCGUGUCACCCGUUUUUGGUGGGGUCACGUUUAAAGCGAACGACGCGAGCGCUCACAACUCCACCUUCCCACCAGGUUGGACGAUUAUCAUCCACACAGAGAAAGCUGCUGGAAAGUCUCCUGAAGAACGAGGCAGGACAGGCUCUGAAAAUGGCCUCCCCGCUGCGAGCAAUGACGACCAAAACUUCUAUCGCUUUACCCACCCCACCUUGAAUCGCGACUGCCUGUACAUCUCCUACAUCGUCAACCCACCCUCCAGCGAAUACAAGCCCGCCACCUCCCCCACCCGGCAGAUUGCCAUGAUGCUCUGGGCCACUAUGUGGUGGUACUUCCACGAGCCCGAACCGGACCUGCACCUGGACACAGCAGCAUCGAGCGCGACACCACUCGCCGGAAAGCCAAAGGGAGAUUGGCGGGUGAAUAUCAAGCGCGAGGGAAUCUUCAAAGGCCGAAACCUGCUCCAGAAGCUUGAACGAAUGGGCCUGAUAUCCAGCGAAGACUCCUCCGUCGGGUUCCAACCCGUCGAGACACGCGACUCAAGCAGCUGGUCCAAUAUGUUCUUGAGCCGUCGCAGCUUCUGGCAGCUCGAUCCGCGCCUUUUCCUAUUCACUCUCGCACCCCGUGCGCCUCUAUCACCUUCCUUGACUCCCCUCCAGUCUCGGCAUGCUUCUCCUGCCCGCGAUGUGCUGCCCAAAAUAGGCAUUUUGCCGCCAACGGAAGCAGUUUUCCAUACUGCGAAUGUCCCCGCAUUUAGCUCUAACGGUCCUUUCACGUCGGCGAGUCACUUGCCUACGUAUUAUCCGCCUGCACCCACGCAGUAUACAUUUACCAAUGGAGUGCGCCAUCCUAUUCGAUCGAAGCCGCCGCACCAAGGCGAGGUGUUUUACGUGCGCUAUAUACCCAGCGUGGGCCAGUGGCUAUCGUUUCGAGUGCCGUUCCUCCCUAUGACCAAGUCCACGUCAGCUCCGGGAUCUAGCUGUGAAAGUCGGCCGCAGACACCUAAGGCUGUGAGUUCCUCGGUCACAGGGAUCGAGCAGCAUCUCUUCCAGAAUGUCUCGUCUGAUUUGGAUACCUUGCAUCGGUGGAUGAACGAUCCUCGAGUUGAAGCGGCGUGGGGUGUUGGCGGAGAGCACUCUGUACAGGAAAAGUUCCUGCUACAGAAUUUGACCAGUCGGCAUAGUUUCCCUGUUAUUGGAUGCUGGGAUGGUAAGCCAUUUGGGUACUUUGAGAUCUACUGGGUGAAGGAGGAUGGACUGGGACGGUUAUUGGACCGUGUGGAUAACUAUGAUCGGGGUAUUCAUCUUCUGGUCGGUGAACAGGAGUUCCGGGGUUCGCAUCGCGUUGCCAUUUGGCUGAGUGCCUUGGUGCACCACUGCUUUGUGUCGGAUAUGAGGACUGAAGCGAUUUACCUCGAGCCGCGGGUGGAUAAUACCAAGCUCAUCGGCUACCUACAAGAUGCAGGCUUCUUUAAAGAAGGCGAAGUAAGCUUCCCCCACAAGCGCUCCGCUGUGAUGAAGAUCAAGCGCGAGUUUUGGGAAGCUCCGGCUCUAUAG
Messenger RNA from Penicillium atrosanguineum, 1596 nucleotides. Its product is annotated as GNAT family N-acetyltransferase. The coding region runs from base 1 to 1596 and encodes 531 amino acids. NCBI's taxonomy places the organism in Eukaryota, Fungi, Ascomycota, Eurotiomycetes, Eurotiales, Aspergillaceae. Gene Ontology annotation, biological process: siderophore biosynthetic process. The record is from RefSeq and is a predicted model, not a curated record. The transcript has 2 exons.